AUGAAGGUUUUCAUUCUCAUCGCUCUUUUUGCCGCUGCCAACGCCGGUUUCCCGGGUGGUUAUGGCGGGGGUGGAACCUCCACGAGCCACCGUUCUCAGGACAUCAGCGGCAACUACCAGUUCGGCUACAACGAGCAACACGGCACGGGCGGCACCUCCCGAUGGGAGUCCGGCGACGGAGCUGGCAACAAGAAGGGCUCCUACAGCCUUCGCGGCGCUGACGGCCGCACCCGAACCGUGAAGUACGUCGCUGACGGCGGCGGAUUCCGCGCCUCCAUCCACACCAACGAGCCCGGCACCGCUCCGUCGUCCCCGGCCUCAGCCGGCAUCAAUGCUCCAGUCCUCGUGGUUCCCGCCGGAUACGGAGGCUACGGAGGCUAUGGAGGAGGCUACGGUGGAGGCUACGGUGGGGGCUACGGUGGAGCCUACGGAGGAGGCUACGGUGGACCCUACGGCGGAGGCUACGGAGGUGCCUAUGGUGCAGGUCUGGGUGCUGGUGCCACCAAGGCAGCCCACGUCUUCGGACCCGCCAUUCCUGGAACGGGCUUCGGCGGCUACGGGGGCUACGGUUUUGGAGGUGGCUACGGCGGCCACAUCAAGCAUCUCUAUUAAGUUAAGCUUUAGUAGUUGAACUCUCUGUUGACUCAAUUGCGUUCUUCUGUCUCUUCUCUUCGUGUGCCUCGUGUAAAGUCCUCCCCUUCUUUUCGAAUCGCUGCUCAAAUAGGCGCUUUUUGUUACGUCGCUUAGUCCUGCGUGUUGUUGUCCUUUGUCGUUAUCGUCUGAAUAAACGUGCUGUUGGUCAAUUGGUUGUUCCCUCGUUGGCGGUCUUUGCUUUGCAUGCGGUAAACGAAGCUUAAUUUUUUCUUUGGGUGAAGUGCCAUUGCUGCAGUUCAGAGAUGCUAGAGCCUUGUACAUGGGAUGACCUCAACGGUAUCAUUCUUUCCGCCAUCCUCAUCUUUGCUCUCUUUUAACUUGGUGCUUCUUUUUUAUUGCCAUGGAAGUUCCUGCUUCUACCAAAGAUCUCUCAUGUGGACAUCCGUGAACAGGCAUAGCAAGGUAAAGAACUAUGUUCUGACUGCAGCGCGAGUUUGAUGUGACAU
Molecule: messenger RNA, 1100 nt
Organism: Ixodes scapularis (black-legged tick)
Lineage: Eukaryota; Metazoa; Arthropoda; Arachnida; Ixodida; Ixodidae
Product: cuticle protein 14-like
Exons: 3
Coding region: 1-612 (203 amino acids)
Cellular component (GO): chitin-based extracellular matrix
Molecular function (GO): structural constituent of chitin-based larval cuticle
Source: RefSeq, a predicted model, not a curated record